Ctenopharyngodon idella (grass carp) is the source of this 8461-nucleotide messenger RNA. It is a transcript of the gene prpf4ba, whose product is annotated as pre-mRNA processing factor 4Ba. The transcript is spliced from 15 exons. Gene Ontology annotation, biological process: peptidyl-serine phosphorylation; mRNA cis splicing, via spliceosome; peptidyl-threonine phosphorylation. Gene Ontology annotation, molecular function: protein serine/threonine kinase activity; ATP binding. The record is from RefSeq and is a predicted model, not a curated record. NCBI's taxonomy places the organism in Eukaryota, Metazoa, Chordata, Actinopteri, Cypriniformes, Xenocyprididae. The coding region runs from base 195 to 3152 and encodes 985 amino acids.
CAGUUCAGUAUUCCCUUUGCGGAUAGCCACUGUAUAAUUUAUAGUGAGAGGAAAGUGUUGAGAACCUUUUAAAUAAAUAUUUGGAAGACAAGUUGAUUGUUUAUUUUAAAGUUAGUAAUGGUAUCACAGCCAGACUGAAUUGUGAAUCGACUCUCUUCGUCAAACGACUCAGAAGAACAGCAGGAUAAAUCAAGAUGGCGAACAUGGACGCAUUAGCCAAAACAAUAGCGAAGGAUUAUGUGAAUGAUAUGGAGAGCUCUGACAGUGUGGAUGAAAAUGAACAUGUAUCCGGUGAAGAUGGAGCUAGAAAAGCAAACAACAUGGACUUUGCUAGGGUGGAAAGACACAAGAAAAAAAAACACAAACAUAGAAGCAAGCACAGAAAACAUAAAUAUCCCUCACCAGAUGAGAAGGACCACAAACACAAGUACAAACACAAACAUAAGCGGAAACACAGAGACUCAUUCAAUGACAAUAAAGACUGUUCUGCUGGCUAUGAAGGUGCAAUCAUCUGUCCAAAGCGAUCCAGACUCGACGACCUUGCUGCUUUGGAGGAUCUGGAGAAACAGAGGGCUAUGAUUCAAGCAGAGCUUGAUAAUGAGCUAAUGGAAGGGGCUGUGCAAUCAGGUAUGGGACUGAUAUUACAGGGUUAUAACUCUGAUUCAGAGGAGGAUGGUGAGAUCCAGGAGGCUGUGCGAAAUGGUGAGCAACAGAGAAAAGAUCUCAAUGAGCAUGUAAUGGCAAAGGGACAUGCUGAAAGAUCUCAACAGGAUUGCGUAGAUGAUGAAAAAUUUGAUUCCUGGCUGGAAGGCAGAAGUAUGUCUGAUGAGAUAUCAGUCCCGGCCCAUAAAUCAGAAAUUAGAGUUAGUAAGGCUGGGUUAGAUGUUAAUAUCAGUGAGAGGCCUAGUGGUCCCAGCAAGGCGAGAGAGCGGAGACGAUCCCGAAGCAUUGAGAAAUCCAAAGACGGUGAUCAGAGGUCUAAAUCUCCUGUGAAGUCCAAGGGAUUGCCAUCGAGCAAUAAAAAAUCAACUACGCAGCCUGAAGAGCAAAUUGUAGACCACAGAUCCUCAGCGAGAAGGAGCAAAUCCAGAUCUAAAGAAAGAAACAUCAACUUGCUAGAAGCUGACAGGGAGAAAGACAAGAAAUCAGAGAAAGCACCCUCAAAAGAAGCCUCAUCUGGAAAAGAGAAUCGAUCUCCUAGCAGAAAACAAGGUUCAGAACAGCACAGCCAGUCUGUGCGUCCCAGGGGCCACCGCUCACCUGAAGAUUUUCCUGUUGUGCAGAGCACAGACAGGACAUCCAGACAGGACAGAUCUUCAUGCCACAACAGAUCCCCUCCAAGGAGAGGGCGAUCUCGGUCGUUUGAGAGGAGACGGAGAGAAGAAGAGCGCCAGAGACUCCCAAAUGACAGGAUGCGAUCUCGUGAUGAGGUAGGGGGCCAUAGAGAGGAGAGUCCCUGUCUGAGCUCCAGACGAAGGUUAAACCACUCGCCUCUCAGACGAAGGUCCCGUUCUCCUAGAAGACGAAGCAGCAGGUCUCCUUUCAGAUACAGGGAGCGUGACAGGAUGGAGCGCCGACAGCAGGGGCGUUCGGGAUCCCAGGAAAGGUGGAGGAGAAGGAGCAGAGAAAGAGAAGACAUGUUUAAGGGCAGUCUGUCUGAAGGGAUGAAGGCUGAGCAGGAGGACUCAGAUGAUGAAGUGAUGGAGGACUAUGAUGUUGAUGAAGAGGACGAGGAGGCUUUGAUAGAGCAGAGGAGACUUCAACGCCUAGCCAUCAUGCAGAAAUAUAAGCCAGUGAAUGAGGACAGUAACAUGUCAGGACUCUCAGAUCAUGGCAGUCCUCAGAGUAGCUCUCGCAGCCGAUCGCCGUCACCUGAUGACAUCCUUGAGCGUGUGGCUGCUGAUGUCAAAGCCUAUGAGCAAGAGAACCUGGACACAUUUGAGGAUAAUGUGAAGGCGAAGCAUAGUCUUGUCUCUCAAGAGAAAACCGGUCCUAAUCUGAAAAAGCCACCAGCCCCUGAUAUGUUCACAGAGUCAGAUGACAUGUUCACUGCUUAUUUUGACAGUGCCAGGUUACGAGCCGCAGGCAUUGGAAAGGACUUUAAGGAGAACCCAAGUCUCAGAGAUAACUGGACAGAUGCAGAGGGCUAUUACCGUGUGAACAUCGGCGAGGUGUUGGACAAACGGUACGGGGUGUAUGGCUACACUGGACAGGGUGUCUUUAGUAAUGUGAUCCGAGCCAGAGACUUGGCCCGAGCCAAUCAGGAAGUGGCGGUGAAAAUAAUACGCAACAAUGAGAUGAUGCAAAAGACAGGCCUCAAAGAGCUGGAGUUUCUGAAAAAACUGAACGACGCCGAUGCAGAUGAUAAGUUCCACUGCUUGCGUCUGUUUAGACACUUUUAUCACAAGCAGCAUCUGUGUCUGGUGUUCGAACCGCUUAGCAUGAACCUGCGGGAGGUGUUGAGGAAGUAUGGCAAGGAUGUUGGGCUACACAUCAAGGCUGUGCGCUCGUACAGCCAACAGCUAUUCCUGGCUCUCAAACUGCUCAAACGCUGCAACAUUCUGCAUGCUGACAUCAAACCCGACAACAUUCUGGUUAACGAAUCAAAAACCAUCCUCAAGUUGUGCGACUUUGGCUCAGCGUCACAUGUUGCUGACAAUGACAUAACACCAUAUCUCGUCAGCCGUUUCUACAGGGCACCUGAGAUCGUCAUCGGAAAAUCAUAUGAUUAUGGAAUCGAUAUGUGGUCUGUAGGCUGCACUCUCUAUGAACUAUACACAGGGAAAAUUCUUUUCCCUGGAAAGACAAAUAACCACAUGCUAAAACUCGCCAUGGACCUGAAAGGAAAAUUGCCUAAUAAAAUGAUCAGGAAGGGUCUGUUCAAGGACCAGCACUUUGACCAAAACUUGAACUUUUUGUAUACCGAGGUUGAUAAGGUCACCGAGAGGGAAAAGGUCACAGUCAUGAGCACCAUUAACCCAACUAAGGACCUGUCGAUUGACAUGGUGGGUCGCCAGGCACUACCAGAGGACCAGCGAAAGAAGGUCUUCCAGCUCAAAGAUCUGUUGGACCAGAUCCUGAUGCUGGACCCCGCCAAGCGGAUCACCAUCAACCAGGCAUUACAGCAUCCUUUCAUCCAGGAGAGGAUAUGAUCAGCAGCAUACCUCAGAGACUCAUGAUGGUUUUGUAUCUACAGAUAUGACUCAGAAAACAAAAGACAUUUGCAUAUUUUAUUGCCAUGCUAUUUUAUUUUUAUUUCUGAUUCGUAGUAAUUAUCAGAGCAGGACACACUCAAGAUUUACUUUGAUUAUUAUUAUUAUUAUUUUAGAUGACCUACAAUGCACCCCAUAAAAUGUAAAGAGAAAAUUCUUUCAAGAAUCUAUAUUGUUCAGAUUGCAUGUUUCAUACACAGCUUCUUGUAGCAGCUAAAAUGAUAUUGUCAGAUAUAUUUGAUAUUACGAUCAAGGUUCAGAAUGUAAGAAGAAUGAAAGUUCGUACACCGUAUAUUUUAUGUAAAAUACUAGAAUUUGAUGUAAACCAAAUAUUAAAACCACCAAGGACUGUUUAGAGUGUGACAUGAGUCAGGCCAGCAUAAAUGCUGUCUAUAUCCACCCUCCCUUAGGUGUGAGAGUGAGAACGCAACCUGGCGUGCAGGCCCACGGCAUGCCCCUUGCCCUAGGUGUGUUUCUGCUGAAUCUGAGGUCUUGGGUCCUGCUUGACCUGGUCUGCAGGGAAAGCCUCCUCUGUAAAGGCAGGUUGUACACCUCUAUUGGUACACUGAAGGUAAGCUAACCCUUCCAAAACAAACGGCAUCGUCAUUUUGCGUUCUUUUCAAGCCCAAAAUAAAGCGUCAUCAGGCUCUUUUGGCUUCUCCUGCAUUUUACAAAAUGUAAUUUGGAGAAAUGGACACCUAUUAAAACCUUUUGUCUCCCUGUUGCUCUGUUCCAAAGCCUAGUGAGGCAUCAUAGAUAUGCAAUUUAUUACCAUUCAAAUGUUUGGGGUUGGAUUUUUUUUUUUUUUUUUUUUUGCUUUUAUUUGAUCAAAAAUACAGUUAAAAACAGUAAUAUUGUGAAAUAUUACAUUUUUAAAUAAAAAGCAGUUGUGCUGCUUAAUAUUUUUGUAGAAACUGUGAUACAUAUUUUCUAGAUUCUUGAUGAAUAUAUAGUUCAAAAGAAAAUUUCAUUUAUUUGAAAUAGAAAUAUUUUGGAACAUUUUAAAUGUCCUUACUGUCACUUUUGAUCAGUUGGAUAUGGAAGCUUGUUUCCACCAGGAAAUAAAUAAACAUAAAGGAUAAUUCUGACUUUUUCUUUCUCACAAUUCACAAUUUCACAAUUCAGAUUUUUUUUUCUCACAAUUGCAUGAUAUAAAGUCACAAUUGCGAGUUAUAAAGUCAGAACUGCUAAAUAUAACUUGCAAUUGCAAGUUAUAAAGUCAGAAAUUGUGAGAGAUAAACUCGCAAUUGUGAGUUAUAAAGUCCAAUUAUGAGGAAAUAAAGACUGACUUUUUUCCUCAGAAUUCUGAGUCUAUAUCUCCCAAUUCUGACUUUAUAACUCGCAAUUCUGAGAAAAAAGUCAGUCUUUAUUUCCUCAUAAUUGGAUUUUAUAGCACACAACUGCGACUUUUUAAUCACAAAAUUCUAACUUUAUGAAUCACAAUUGCGAGUUUAAAUCACGGAAUUAUGAGAAAAAAGACAGAAUUGCGAGAUGUAAACUCAGAAUUGCGAGGGGGGAAAAAGCCAGAAUUGUGAGAUAAAAAGUCGCAACUUUUUAUUUUUAUUCAGUGACGGAAACCACAGUUGGAAGCCUCCUUGCUGGAUAAAAGUAUUAAUUUCUUUCAAAAAAAAAAAAAUCUACUGACCUCAAACUAUUGAACGUUAGUGUGUAUUGCUCAAUAAUGAAAUUUGUCAUUUAAAAAAAAGAAGAAGUGUAAAACAAUUAAAAACUGACUAUUUUACCACAAAUGUGACCACUAGGCUGCCUAAAGUAGACAGUGAGGUAGCUCACUAGGUUUUGGAACAGAGCUUCUGUUGUGGUGUUUCUCACAUAGACAAAACAGUCAGAAUGAAUGAAAAGACUGACAUUCGCUUUCUCAAAAAUGGAUGGCACCGUUUAUGGUCGACAUUGAGGGUAAGAGUGAAUCCAAGUAUUUGCAAUGGACCAAGCACCUUCAGUGUACUGCCUUUGAUAGACAUACCUCACCUUUUUCAGAGUUGUCACACUUAAGUGUCAUAGUUUUUGUAUAACCUAUUGAGUGCUUUUCAAUAUGCAUGCGAAUAUGUAUGGUUUCCAAUGCACUACUGUACAAACCCUCUGGUGUGUUUUUCGCUAUGUGUAGACAAUUUAGAUGUCUUUUUCUGUGACUGUUCUCGUGUUUGUGACCAUGUUGUCUUUUGAUACAGGGGUUUUCCUGCUCUGAUCUAUGAAUCUGCUUGUUACAAGCGGUAAUUGCUUCUUUAUUCAUAUCUCAAUUCCUUAAAGAUACACCGGUCAUAAAGUUUAGCUCAUGCUGGAAGAAUUAUCUGCCUGUUAUCUUUUGCCAAGUCUGUCCUGCAUGAUAAUGGAAUAAUUUGAAUUUACUGUAAAUUCACACUAUUUGUCAUCAUUAAACAACAUAAAAUAAAGAUGUUUGGUGGUGCAAAAAACACAUUUAUACUUCCCACAAGUUGUCUCUUUCAAGUUAAUCUUAAUAACGCUGUAAAAACAUAAUUCAGCGUCUUAGGAACCUUUUAUGGUGGGUUUUGUUUAAUCGACACUAACUGCUGUUUGUGCUAUUUCUCCCAUUGUUUCUUUGUGUUCGAGUAUAUUCUCUGGCCAACGGAGACACGUCUGUCCAUCAUCCUCCUGCCUGCCUCUGCUUUCAAAGGGACAAGACCUCUUCAAGGCCCUUUAUCCAGGUCACUCCUAAAGGCAUGUUUAGAUCCAACACAAAGCAAAGCUCUGAUUAGAAAUAAACAGCCAGUUCUGAGAGCUGAUGCUUAUGGGAUUUAUAUUCCCCAUCUCAUCUGUAGCAUCACUAAAUCUCUUUUUUAUGUUUUUAAAAUCCAUCUUUUUUGGCUUGAGCUGUAGAUUUGUUCUACAGUGAUAAUUUUUUUGUCAGGGACUCUAAAAUAUAGAGGCAGCUAUGUAUUUUCAUGUAUAAAAACCCUUGUAUAUUGCAUAUGAAAUGUGAUGUUAUCAUGAAAACAUAUUAUAUAUACAUACACAGAAUCAAUACAAUAUUCAAUUACAUCCCUUAGUAAUUACCCAAGUUUAGUCCCAAUUAUAAGUUGCCAUAAAAUCACAUUUUGUAACAAAUAUUUUUUCAUACUUCUUCCGUACAAUUCUAUCUGCCAGCAUUAUUAUUGGUCUCAUCACAGAAUAAACUGUCCAUAUUCAGCUUCAAGAAGACCUUGCAUUCACUUUAGUCAAUCACAGAGGUUCGUUCCGGGAACGUUAUUUCUUUUUUUUCUUUUUUUUUUAAUUUAAUACCUAAAUGGACUAAUUUAGUCACCUUGUGUGUCAGCUGAUAAUUGUGUAUUUCCCCAGGAUAUUUCAAGAACGUGUGCUUUAUGUAAUGUACCAAGAUACUGGUAUAUUUAUUUUCUGUAUUGUAGGUGCUGUCUGAUAAAGAAGACUCUUUAAGGAAAUCUCAUCUGGAAAAAGGUUUCUGUUUUAGAGAGCGCUCUUAAUGAGAAUUAAGCUGUUGAUUUUAAGUUGACAAUGCAGUAUUAUCCUUUGAACAAUUUGACAAAGUUACAGAUACUGUUGUUAGCCAAAUCCAAAAGUAUUUAUGAAGUAUAACACUAUUUUAUAUCUAAAUUUGCAAGUUAUAAGCAAUUUAUGUUUGAGUGUAUAUAUACAGUUGCAAGAAGAAGUUUGUGAACCCCUUGCAGAAUCUGUGAAAAAGUGAAUAAUUUUAACAAAAUAAGGUCAUACAAAAUGCAUGUAAUUUUUUAUUUAGUACUGUCCUGAGUAAGAUAUUUUCCAUAAAAGAUGUUUUUUAUAUAUAUAUAUAUAUAAUAUAAUUAGUCGACAAGAGAAAAAAAAAAAGCUACAUUUAUUAAAAUAACCCCGUUCAAAAGUUUGUGAACCCUUGAUUCUUAAUACUGUGUGUCGUUACCUGGAUGAUCUAUGACUUUUUUUUUUUUUUUUUUUUUUUUUAUGAUGGUUGUUCAUGAGUCCCUUGUUUGUCCUGAAUAGUUAAACUGAGCUCUGUUCUUCAGAAAAAUCCUCCAGGUCCUGCAGAUUCUUCAGUUUGUUUUUUUUUGUUUGUUUGUUUGUUUUUUUUAAUUUUUUGCAAAACUUUGAACAGGAUAAAGAUGUCCAAAUUUUUUUUUUUUUUUUUUUUUUUUUUUUUUCAUUUAGUACUGCCAUUUGGAAGCAACGGAAGAUACUUGCAUGUUUCAUGGAAGACAAAUUAAGAACAAUUUACCUUGAUCUUUAAAUUCAAAAGGUUUUCACCCCCUGGCUCUUAAUGCAUCAUGUUUUCUUCUGGGGCAUCAGUGAAUGGUUGAACCUUUUUUAAUAGAUGUGUUUGAGUCCCUCAGUUGUCCUCAGUGUGAAAAGAUGGAUCUCAAAAUCAUACAGUCACUGCUGGAAAGGGUUCAAAUAUGCAAAAAAAAGCUGGAAAACUGAAGAAUCUGCAGGACCUGAAGGAUUUUUCUGAAGAACAGAGCUCAGUUUAACUGCUCAGAACAAACAAGGAAAUCAUGAACAACCAUCACAAAACAAAAAAACAGUCGUAGAUCAUCCUGUGUGUGGACCCCACAGUAUUAAGAACCAAUGGUUCACAAACUUUUGAACGGAGUCAUUUUAAUAAAUUCAGCUUUUUUUUGUUGUUGUUGUUGUUGUUGUUGUCGUCUUGUGGGACCAUACGUAAACCUCUUUUAUGUAAAAAAUCUUACUCAGGACAGUACUAUAUAAAAAAAUAACAUGCAUUUUGAAUGAUCUCUUAUUUUGUUAAAAUUAUUCACGUUUUCACAGAUUCUGCAAGUGGUUCACAUACAUUUUCUUGCAACUUUAUAUACUAGAGUAUAUACAUGUUUCUCACAAAUUAAAUUAUCAGUUCAACAAACAUAAUAGUUUUAAUUUGAUAUUACACAUUCUAAAUUUAUCAACCAAAAGGUAAUGCUUUUCUUUUUUAUGAAAUACAUGUUUGCAUGUCACCCACUAAAGUAACCUUUACUUUAAACCACAACUAACCAUUUUCAAUUCUAUUUUCAGGGUAAGUGUUAAAGUUUUCCCUACUAUCAUGACCACAUGUGACUUCAAGUGUGUGAGAGAGAUCCUGACGGCCAGCUGCUGUCCUACUCUAUUAUUGAAGUGCCUUUCAAGGGCUCAUCUCCUCAUCCACUCAUGGGGGAAAUUACCUACAUCCGUGCACAGCAAAACAAUGUGUUCGUUUUGUGUCACAUUAUACAGCCAAUAUUUCACAUUUUAUAGAAACAUGUCAAUGUGUUAAUAAAUAGUGAAUUUUAAAAUGA